Messenger RNA from Varroa destructor (honeybee mite), 4492 nucleotides. RefSeq names its product putative G protein-coupled receptor B0563.6. Gene Ontology annotation, molecular function: G protein-coupled receptor activity. Lineage: Eukaryota; Metazoa; Arthropoda; Arachnida; Mesostigmata; Varroidae. The record is from RefSeq and is a predicted model, not a curated record. Gene Ontology annotation, biological process: G protein-coupled receptor signaling pathway. Gene Ontology annotation, cellular component: membrane.
GCAGUCAAGUGGCAUCUCCACUACGGUCUCUUCGCGACAAUCAGGUGAUCGUCAAAGGGUUCUUUCGAUCCAGCACACAAAAUCUCCGUUCCAGAUUGUAGCGAAAUAGCAAGCUGACCCACCGGAACCUACUUCGCUUUCCGGCAGCUACUGUUCGCGGGCUUCUGUCGUAGUAUUUUGGCCUUGUGACAUUCUUCAUUUGCAACAAGGAGGCCCAUCCAGGACACAGAUGAAAAAUAUUAGCAAAGUACAAAACUCUCUUUAAAUCAGCGCUGGCCAGCCGGAACAUCUUCUCCAAGCAGCCUCAAAAUGCAUUGCACAUCGCUUGAGAUAGCCGGGAUAUCUGGCAACGCCAGCGAUUGGAUGAAUGUCAACAGGACGUCGCUGCGCUUAGAUGAUCUCGACGGUGGCUUAACAAUGGACCCUGUGGAUAGCGAGUUCCAGGAAGUGAAAAUGGUGAAAUUCGUCGCGUACAGUGUGGUGUUUCCCGUGAUAAUUGUACUGGGUGUUAUUGGCAAUGUGAUCAAUCUCAUUGUAUUGACACGACCGAGCCUGAAGGGGGUGACGUUUGUUUACCUUUCCUGGCUAGCGAUCUCGGAUUUAGCCGUGCUACUGAUGGGUUCCGUAUCCAUGCUGCGUUUAGCCGGCAUACACGCGAAGGACUAUUCGACGGCGUUUUUUUUCGCCCAUCUGGAGAUGCCUCUGGUCAACGCUUUCAUGGCGUCCAGCGUGUUUCUCGUUGUGGCGGUUACCAUUGACCGCUAUUGGUCCGUGUGCUUACCCACCCGAUAUGCUGAUAUUCACAAUGACCGUCAGGCACGUGUGGCUAUCACAAUGUCGUUUGUGUUUGCUUUCCUGCUUUACAUACCAGUAGCGUUCCAAAAAUACCCCGUUCCGUUCGUGAAGAUGACGACAAACGCUACGAUAAACCGCACCAUAAAUCCAAUUGAGUUUUACGCGUGCGAAUGGAGCGAAGUGUCAACCCAUCCGGCAUUCAAAGUCUACCUCUUUGUUAAAGAGGUGGCUGUACGUGUAGGUCCCGCUAUUGUCGUUGUCAUUCUGAACACGUGCAUUAUAAUUACGUUUCGACGAUUGCAAAAGAAGCGUGCAUCGCUUCUCGGCAGCUCUGCAGAAGGCAAGAGACUGGCAGAGGAACAAAGACUUGUAAUCUUGCUUGUGGCCAUCGUCAUUAUGUUUCUAAUCUGCAUGACGCCUGCAGCAAUUCUCACCGUCAUCAUUUCGGACCACUACGAAAAUCAUUUACCAUUCCAGAUUUUUCGAGCUAUCGCCAACAAUAUGGAAAUGCUAAAUUUUGCCUCGAACUUCUACGUCUAUUGCUUGUGCUCUUCAGAGAUUCGUCGAACAUUUUUCGAGCUUUUCGGCGGGAUUUUUGCACGAAAAGACGAACAAAAUUCAGCGGAUGCUUCUCUGAUCACCAGUAAAAUUACCAAAAUAUCACUUGACGCUACAAGAGUGUAGAACCUAUCGAUAUGCUGAUAGCAGCAGCCAUUUACAGACGGCGUCUUGUAAACAACAACAGCAACACUUGAAAUACAAGAAAAUGCUUGUAUCCUACAAAUACUUAAAUAGAUUAAUGGUUAUAUCUGCAAAUGUAAGGAUUUAUUUACAUCAAUACAAGUAAAUGCUUCAAUUUAGCACAAAUUCCUUAUUCACAAAAUGUUACUGGGCUAGACGUUCAUAGAUUUCCGGUACUUCUAUGGCGGAAAUACAGUUCCACUAUGGCCGAUCCUUGUACAUAGAGUUUGGACUUUACCUGACUAUAUAUAUAUAUGUAUUAGAUAAUACUUGAGGUCGAAACGACGUGGCAUAAUGUUAAGCUGCAGGGGGCUUUGGGAAGUGUAGUUUUAUAAUAUUAUGUAAUGAUAUGUACACUAAGACAAAAUGGGUUCCGAUCAUCAUACUUGAUGAUCGAAGUGAUAUAAUUAAGCUGAUGCGCUUCAUUUGAAAGGGGAUAGAUUUGAGCAGAUCUACUUCAAAUAGAUGUAGUCCAUAAAUAGAGACAUGGUUCAGCGUUAGUAAAAAAGUCACUGCUUAAGCAUAGACUGGUAUAAUAUGGACCAUUUAUGAGCAUAAGCAGAUAAAUUCCCAAUGUCGACAAUCAGUGGAUAGACACUGAAUUGAAAAAAGUGUUGGUAAACGUGUACAAGAGACGUACAAGAGAUCAACGGCAAUAAGCCUCACUUCAGUUUCCGCGCACGGACCGUGUAAAUGCAAAGUCAAAAUCUCCCUCAUCAUCAAGUGAUCAAAAAAAUCAAGUGGCAUUAUUUGUUAAUAUUUCUUUACAAAAACGUAACUCUAAAAAUAUGCCUAGUCGCCAAGGGUUUGGAUCGCGCAUUAGUUUAAGCUACACAAGGUUAGCACCUUUUCAUACCUUUUUGAGGCCUUUUGUUAGUUCUUCAGAAUGCUGUUCAAUUAAAAUCAGUUAUCGUGAAAAUAAUAACAAGCACGAUCUGACCAACAGGGCUUAAAUAACAGGAACAGUUUUUCUAUUACCAAUUCGAUAAGAAGCAUUCACUUCGGUUAAAGCAAGUCAGGAUUUUCAGGACAGAUCUGCGCGUAGGGGGGUCGAUCGCACAAAUGCAAAAAGAAUAACGUUCUGCUGCAUCUAAUACCGCGAGACCCACAGGCGUCAUAGACAUCUGGUUCGAGUUUUGUUUAUUUGGAAACCGAAAAACACGCUGGUUAAUCCAUCGAAUUUUAAUUAAUGUUUCUGUAAAAAAAGGGCUAGAAGAACGAAGCCAUCAACGAUGAUAAACAUGUAACCUUAGUCGAUGUUAGUACUUUUAAGAACGUUUUAUGUAUGUAGCAUCUCUUUAGUGCUUCAAUUAUACUGUCUUAUUAUUAGAAUACGCCAAAAGGUUUGUCCAUAAUCAGAACAUCGGUAAGCAUUAAAUUUAAAUAAACCAAUAUUGUUUCACGGCUUCCUUUCCUGAAAACGGUCGCAUGGCCUGUUUGACCAGUAGGCCUCUUGUGGGAAACUCGACUUUUCUCUUACGUGAGACUUUCGUACGUGAAUAACAUAUUUUAUCUGGUUUUCAUCCACUAUUUUUAUUAAUGCCGUAAUCCCAAAGAAACAUUUCACUUAGCUAUUACCAUAUAGGCCAUUAUAAAAACCUUUAGCUCUUCUUAAAUGCAUUCUUUAUCAUAUGACAAACUCGGUGAUGCUCAUGGACGUACUUAUUAGACCGGUUGCUCAGUGCGCAAUAUACAAUGUGUUACGCGAUUUAAGAAUUUUUCAAAACAUUAUAAAACUAUAUAAAAUCAGUGGUUCUGUCUCAAAGCCAAUAAGAAGCACAAUUCUUCACCCGACGAUAACUUCCCGUUUAUGAGAGUAAACAUUGCCAAUGUCUUAUUUCGGAAACGCUACGUAUCCCACAACAAAAGGGUGUAGUCGAAACCAAAAAUAGUGAUAAUAAAAAUUGCCCGCCGACGACGAUGCAAAGUUUAAACCGCAACAGAAGCAUUUUGUAUCCAUCCGUAUUGUUCAGUAUUUUUGUUGCCGUCGAUGAUGCUUUUUUGGCAAAAAAACAAGGACAAGCAAGAUGAAAUGGAACUAUAAAAAAAUCAUCAGGCCUCAUAAUUUUUGCUGAACUGCCCCAUCCGCUCUACCAACUGAGCAUACGCUGUGCUGAUUUCGUCAUGAUGACCACCAAUUUUACUGACUCUGAGAUGGUUGACCAUAAUCAGUACGAUGCCGAUGUCGUUUGUUCUUUUUCUUUUCUUUAGCCGUAGGGAAAAAGGGAACUGAGAGCGGAUUGCAGAUCAUUGUUAUCAAGUUCCACCACGGAUUUUCAGUAGACAGCGAGGACGACACACGGUGACAUCGCUUUGCCGAUUUACUUCACUCCAUCCCUCUGCUGCCAGCCCUUCCCGGGUGCAGCCGUUACCAGUGAGAAGCAAGAGCAAAACCAGUAGCCAUUUGGCAUUUUUUAUGGCUUUACUGUCUCUUUAUAUGAGAAAGGAGCCCUGCAAAUCGAGGAUAGUUAGCUGUCGGUUGUUUCCGCUGAGGCUGAGGAUUUUACUGCGCUCUCGCAGGCGGGGAGAAAGCUGUAAACUAGGCGUAACAAAUCAACAACAGGUAGCACACGUUGUGGCCAACCAAAAAAGCAUAUGAUGCACUCGGUCACUCACUAAAUUUCUCAUAUACAUAAACAUACACUAUCUCAGACAGAUUGAAGGUAUUGGCGGGCGAGCUUCCUUCCACCUGUUUAGCAUCUAAAUUGCCUCCUGUUUUGUCCCUUACCGCCUGUGCGAUAGCCUAAUCGAACAGAGCAGCACGGCCGGACAGCUGUAUCUCGUGGACUCAGCAAGUCUCAACGGUAACGGCAAUUUUUUAGAGGAGGAGGUCGUAAAGAAGAGAGAGCUACAGGGAUACAAGGACGUACGCCCGCGAUAUCCUAACGGUUUUUUACCGGCCGGGAAAAAUACUUUUUUUAGAAGCUAUUAGAGUGUAUCGUUAGUGGCCAGUAGA